AUGACAGGUCAUAUCUGGUUCUGCUUCUUAUUGUUCUUAACGGGCUACUGUGAUUGCUCACUAACGGGGACAAUAUCAUCGUUCCCGAUAAACCUCGAGAACAAUCCUUACUGUCGUAUUUGCCCCAAUCACACCAUGUGCCGAUUUCCGCUCGAUACUGAUGGCAUUAGAUGUAUAAACCUUCAGCAUGCUGAUCUGGACGACAAAGAUAUUGAAACUAUACUCCAUUGGCACAAUACUUAUCGCAAUACUGUGGCAAGUGGGAAAGAAAUACGAGGAAAUCCAGGUCCACAACGUCCAGCAAAAUUUAUGAUGGAAGUGAUGUGGGAUGACGAACUUGCUCUUAUCGCGAGACGAUGGGUGGUACAGUGCAAUCUUCUCGAGAAAGAUCAGUGCAGAGAUGUUGGCAGAUUUGGAGUAUGGCAGAAUGUGCACAUUUUCGAGAUAGAUAACAUGGGAAACCUGUCAUCUAUCGCAAGGAUUCGCUUUCAUAUUCAAUCUUGGUACGACGAAGUAGAAGAUUUCGAUUCAGCGGAAUUCGGAUUGGUGAAUUUCGUCGCAAAAAGUAACUUGCCUUACAUUCCAUUCGCGUUGUCGACAAUCAGCCGGAUCGGUUGCGGUCGUGCAAUUUACACACAGCGAUCGAGAUUCAAAGUCAAAAACAUGGCGACGUCGUCAACCGAACAUACAAUAGCCAUUGCAUACGGAGAAGUUCGUGUGGAGGCUCUCGUGUGCAAUUAUGGCCCUCUUGAUUGGAACACACCAAGAGAAUUGUACGAAGAUGGUGUACCGGCUGUUUGUCCAGCGGGAACGAUGCGGAGCACACAAUAUCGAGCCCUAUGUCAAAAGUUUCAGGGAUGGCAUACACAAAAGCAGCGUAAAGUUCAAGAGAAGCGAGGUAAAAAGAACAAUGGAACAACGAGCAACAAAUUUUUGAAAUCUACAGUUUAUCUUAUUCAACUAGUAUUAUUAUUUCUGAUACGCCUAUUGACGUGA
Molecule: messenger RNA, 996 nt
Organism: Apis laboriosa (Himalayan honeybee)
Lineage: Eukaryota; Metazoa; Arthropoda; Insecta; Hymenoptera; Apidae
Product: venom allergen 3-like
Exons: 6
Coding region: 1-996 (331 amino acids)
Source: RefSeq, a predicted model, not a curated record